CGGGCUCUGAAUGAUCACUUUAGCCAUGUCUGUAAGACGUAUUAACAGACUUCUUACAAGUCUAUUUCUUACUAUUUUAUUUCACUUUGUUCAUGGCUGGGUUACAAGUACUGGAUAUUUUCGCGUUUUGAAUCGUAACAAAAAUCUUAGAAAAUGUAAAGGAAGGGAGGUGUUCCAGACUAGCUAUUUUCAUGAUGGAAUUCGUGUAUCCGAGAAGACAGGCAAAUGUGAGGGUGUAGAGGAUGCUACAAUCCAGGAAAGAGGAUAUGCUUAUGCUAAAAAGGAAGCUAUGCAACUGCAAUAUUCCGGGCCAGUAAACAUGCUAGCAAAGAAGCUAACCUGGCCAUAUUCCGGAGGGUCCAAAGUUGAUGCAUUUUUCUCUUAUCCCGAAGCUGGAAAUGGUAAAACUCGUGGAGAAUUUCGAUUCGAUUUCUACAAUUCGAUACACACUCUCAGCCUUCGCUUCUUCCCGAAUGGUCAGGAAAAAAUGCAAGUCGUCGAACGAAUCGAUAAUAUUGAAAAACAUGUAUCGGAAAAGGAAGUUCCAACUGAACUACUAGGACAUGGCAUUGUGACAAUUUCAGUCAUCCCUCAAAACAAAUCAGUAGAGAUACUUAUCGAUAACAAAACGUUUUUUGUUCAUCAACUAGAGGCGAUUGACAUGGACAAGUUGCUGCUUCUUCAAAUAACUCCGACAAGCACUCAAAACCAACCCGUCUUACAUGGCAUUCGAUUAUAUUUCGUGUAGUUUUAUAAGUGGCUUUUGACCAGCAAGUGUCAUAUAGUGUUAAUGAGGGUUAUUUAGACUUGUUAAAAUAACUAUCUAACACAUUGACUCAUAAGGUAUAUAGUCUAUAAUAUCUAGAAAAUCAAUCAAAUAUUACAUAACCUGUUUUAUAGAUAGAUCAAAUGACGAAUAGUAAAUUGAAAUACAAACACUGUGUACAAGGGGCACAGUUUAAAUGUGCAACACUAGGAAGAAACAUUUUGUAUUUGUACUGUCGCCGCGAUAUUUUCUUUCUUUUCUGUUGUACAUACAUUUACAUGUGUGCCGU
Molecule: messenger RNA, 1055 nt
Organism: Ruditapes philippinarum (Manila clam)
Lineage: Eukaryota; Metazoa; Mollusca; Bivalvia; Venerida; Veneridae
Exons: 6
Coding region: 11-748 (245 amino acids)
Source: RefSeq, a predicted model, not a curated record